UCGGCGUGUUUGUUCAGUGAGUUCGUGAGCAAACUUUCAGAAAACCAACUGAACCUGAACACACCGCCGUCACGCUCAGCUAUUCCACACUUUUGUUCCUUCACUACUGGAUCAGAACCACAGAAACCCUUUCAGUCGGCUAUCAUGGCUGCAGUGGGCUUGGAGGUCACCGAGUCGAUGCUUCUAUCGCCAGGAGUGGCUUUCUUCAUCAUCAUCCUCUUCAUCGUCUCAGUCUUCCUCACGGCACUCUGCAGUGACUGCACCAAACGUUCUUUUGAACUGCAAGAACCUGAACCAGAGAAAAAUGCAUCAGAUCUCGUCAGAGUGGUCAAGCUAGAGGAGGUGGCGAGAGAAAACCCAAUGAUCAAUGAGAUGCAAAAUGAUGAGAAGGAAUUCAAAAGCGAUGAGGAAAAGUCCACCUCACAUUCCUCGUGGAGGCUUCAUUUGUCGGAAGGAGAGAAUGAAGCACAGCCCAAUGAGGUUCUGUCCAAUGGCAGCAUGACAGAUGUGACUACAGGGAGUGACCAAGAUGACACCACAGUUGACUCCAGUCAAGACGAGGACACGGCCGUCUCCUUCACUGCCUGGAGAAGCCACCUGAGGGCGUCCAAACUCUACAAACGAGGUGCAAGCAUAAACAGCCCUUACGACUCCAUUUACAAAAAGCACACAGCAAUGGCGGCAAAUCUCAGGAUAAGCGAGGAAACAACUCCAGCUGAGUUCCGUGAAACAGCCACGCCCACUUCUACCUUGCCUGCAUUGCAGGUAGAGAAGGAAGCAGACCCUCCACUGACGGACCAAUCAUGAUGUGAGAGUGGCGGAAGAAAGUUUACCAACAAACAGUGAGGGAUCAAACUGUAAAAUGAGAGGCGUGUUGGCAAAUGGCACACUAGGUGGAUGAUGGUGAUGACAAGCAUAUUAAUAUUUUAAACAAACAGAACUGCCUAUAAUGAAUGAGUUGAUGAUGAGUUUCAAAACAACAUGAUUGAUUUUAAAAAAAAAUCAAACACAAUGAAAGUUGCAGGAAAUGCAUGAGUAAUAAGUCAUGCAGGCGGAAAGUUUCCACUGAUGCAAUUUUGUACUGCAUGUCAAUGAGUGUCUCCCUGUUGAGAUGAUCACUAACAAGCAUGAAAAUCAUCUGUUUUUUUUGGUUCGGGAUUAGGAAGUACACUUCAUUUGAAGUUGAUUUAAAUCUAUUAAUAAUAAAUAACAGAAAUAACAAUAUCACAAAUAACAUAAGCGAUGUCACAUGUUGGGGUUUUUCUGGGCCAACUGUCGAAUGGACUCAUCAUGCAUCAGCUGUGACGGGAAUAUUUCUGCUGAGUCAGCUCUGACUCACUCGUAAACCGAGAAUAAACGUACCAACUGACAUGUAGGCCACAAAUGGUGCAACUAAUUCCCAAAAAGAUGCAAUCACUGCUUAUGAUCUUCUUGUUCAUCUGAUGUGAAGAGCAAAGUUUUAUUAGUUCUGAUUUUUUUAUUUAAUUCUUUUUAUUUCUGACAAUGCAAACUACUUGUUGAAACUUAUUGAAGACUACUGAUUUUUUUUACUAAAUCUAAAUAUGACAUGCUUGUGUGUGCGUGUGUGUGUGUGUAUUUUUUUCCAGUGAGAUUUUUAUUUGGUGGACUCUAGCUUAUUCAGGAAUUUUCUCUCUUGUACAUAAACACGUCUUAAACAGAUGAAGAUUACUGAUGGCCAUCUUUGCGUUUAAUAUGCAUAAUUUAAUGAGUAAUGCAGUUUAAUGAUUGAUAAUUUGUGUCAAACUUCUCCAUACAGUAUUGUUGUUUAACUUAUGAUCAUGGACUGUCACUAAAUGUAUAUUCUCAGACUGUAUCGACCCUCCUCAGAGCCUAGUGCCUAGCACUGGAUUCCUUCCAUUUGCAACCUUUUUUUCCCCAUGAUGUUGUGAUAACAAGCUUCAUACACUCAAGAAACCUUCGACCAAUUUGGUCAACUGAUUUAAAUGAAAGACGAAAUUAUUAAUAAUUAUCUAAAAUCAUAGCGGGACAUUAAUAUGUGAUCCUCCAGGGGAGUUUCAGUCUGGUCAAAUGAUUCACCAUGGAAUUAUCUAUUUACUGUUUCAUCAGCUUCCUCAGAAAAGUGAUGGGGCAAGAGGACACGCCUGCAACACGCCAUAACCUUAUCUGAUAGUAUGCUGUCUUGAAAAUGAAAUACUUCUUUUUGUGCAAAAAUGAU
Molecule: messenger RNA, 2197 nt
Organism: Synchiropus splendidus (mandarinfish)
Lineage: Eukaryota; Metazoa; Chordata; Actinopteri; Syngnathiformes; Callionymidae
Exons: 8
Coding region: 145-807 (220 amino acids)
Source: RefSeq, a predicted model, not a curated record